AUGAUAUAAACAGUUUAUCAUGCCAAUUGCAUGGACUGACAGCCUAACAUUGAGAUUAGUGACUCUUUAUGGUAAACACGAGUGUUUAAGAAACCCUUUCCACCCUAACUUUAUAAAUAAACUUUGUCGUUACAAAGCUUACAAAGAGAUUGUGGAUUCUAUGAAUGUUUGUGGUUUAACAAUUUGUGAUUGUAUCAAAAGGAUUACAUAUGUAAAAGCCCAAUACUGUUUUGAGUUAUCUAAAAUAAGUGCUGCAAUAUCUUGUGAAAAAUUUUACAAGCCAACAGCAAUUUGGUUUACAGCAGUACACCAACUAUAUUUUCCAUUUGCAGCAACUUACAGUCAUGCAAGUGAUUUCUGUAAGAUAAGUGAUGAUAAAAUAGACAUAGUUAAAGACUGUUACUAUAAUGAAACAUAUGAUCAGUUGACACCUUCAGGUCCUCUAGAACGGAAAAUGCAAAACAGAGACUGUGAUUGUCCUUAUGCAAUUUGUCAUUGUGAAAGAUCACAUAAAACCAAACCUCGUACACGAACCAAGUAACUUCUUCCCCCAUACACUCAAGCAGAAGGUAAGGGAACGUUUACUUCGCAAGUCACAGCUAUCGAUGACACAAACUACUUACAUUUACGUUCACCGAAAGUAACUCGAAUUGACGCUGGAAAUAACACUAGAAGAAAUAUCAUUACACAGCACGCAACGCAAACCGACAUCUCUUAUUUUAAAACCGCGUGUACGACUUGUCAAGUGUGUAUGGAAAACGACAUACAUCUCAAUAGUACGAAACUCGCAAGUAUACUGAUGGUAAACGACCUGGAAAAUAUUAGUCACACGGAUUGCAUUCCAACGGAGGAGGACAUUAGAGGAAGAAGGAAAAUUCACGACGAGUUUGAUAUGUUUGGCAAGAGUAUUGCGUUUCAGUUGCGGAAUAUAAGUUUCGAGAUCGCUAUUAAAUUAGAAACACGAAUACAGGAUCUGAUUGCACAAGAGCGUCUGAGUAAUAUAAAAUCGAAAUGUUCCGAUUGUUGUUCCAUUUCUAGCUGUAGCGAAUGUAAAGUCUUCCACAAAGAUAUGGUUUGCAGUUGCGGUCUUCCUGUCAUUAUGAUCAAGGAGGAACCAUCUUGCAAUUUCGAUAGUAAACACCUAAUGUAA
This is a messenger RNA of Habropoda laboriosa, 1150 nucleotides long. RefSeq lists its product as uncharacterized. The transcript has 5 exons. The record is from RefSeq and is a predicted model, not a curated record. NCBI's taxonomy places the organism in Eukaryota, Metazoa, Arthropoda, Insecta, Hymenoptera, Apidae.